CCACACAGCUUUUUCUAUCUGCUCCCCUUCCAUGUUUGUCCAAACCCUAGAUCUGUCCCCCUCUUAGGUAGUAGCAGCAGUUAAGUAAUGCACCCAACAAUCAUUGACUACCAUCCCACUUUCCCUCUUAUCUCCCUACAUACCGUUAUGCAUCUGUAUCUGCCCCUCCACUGAUAUCUUGUUAUAGCAUCUUUUUCUUGUAGUGUGAAGUGGCAACCAAAACGGGACAAAAUUGGGAUUUCUCUUGGUUGCUAAGAGAGUUGGGGGGUGGGUGGGGGGUGGGAAAUGAGUGGGACUUCCACAUCUGUAGCAGGGGGCGGCGUGGGGGUGGGGAUGAGAUAUGGGUAUGGUUACAGGCCGCCCUUCACGGCGGUGCAAUGGCAGGAGCUGGAGCACCAAGCUAUGAUAUACAAGUAUUUGGUUGCCGGUGUCCCUGUGCCGCCAGACUUGGUUGUCCCCAUUCGUAGAAGCUUGGAAGCUCUAUCUUCUAGGCUCUUCCAUCAUCCAAGCUUGGGAUACUGUUCCUAUUAUGGGAAGAAGUUUGAUCCAGAGCCAGGGAGGUGCCGAAGGACAGAUGGAAAGAAGUGGAGGUGCUCCAAGGAUGCAUAUCCUGACUCCAAAUACUGUGAGCGGCACAUGCACAGAGGCCGCAACCGUUCAAGAAAGCCUGUGGAAUCUCAAUCAGCUGCUGCCCAUACAUUGUCAACUGCGAUGUCACACAUUACUCCUGGGAGCAGUAAUAGUACCUGUGGAAGUUUUCAAAGUUCUGACCGGAGCUUCCAAGGCAUGCCGUUAUAUCCCAUUGCCAACUCCGAAGCCCUGUCUUUUGGAAGCUCUGCAACUAAGUUGCAGAUGAAAGGUGCUCCUUAUGGGAGAGAGAACAAGGAAACCUGGUAUACCCCCGCCGGAAUGAAUUCUGAUGCAAAUGAACACAAUUUGCCUGGAGAAACAUCUGCUGCAAGUGGUGGGAGUCUGGGGAUGGGCUCAGUCAUUGACAAUCACUCAUGGAAUUCAGUGCCAUUCCAAGUGUCUUCCAGUCCCAUGUUGAAACUGAAAAAUGACUCUCUGUUUCUAGAAAGUUCAUCGCCCCAUGUGCAUCUGUCGGGUGCAUUCGAGCCUUUGAUUGGUGCGUCUGGGGGGACAAUAAAGCAGCAGCAGGAGCAACAGUCCGUUCGCUCUUUCUUCAGCGAAUGGCCAGCAGCCAAGGAAUCGUGGUCCAAUCUUGACAGCGACGGAUCAAAUACAACCCAGCUCUCGAUAUCCAUUCCGAUGACCACUUCUGGAUUUUCUUCUUCUUCUUCAAGAAAUGCCUGUUUGCGAGAUGAUGCUUGAGAUGAUGAGAGAGACAACAGUUCCAAGCAGUCCUCAGGUUGUGCAUAUAUGAAGGCAUCAACAAAGGUUCUCUGUUUGCAUAUGAUCUUUUAUUUAUGUAUGGUUGGCUCACCACAACACUCAAACCUUCAUCUUUGAUACCCUCACCUCAUAAAUAAAUGAAUGAGUGUCCCCAAAUAGCUGCACACUUUAGUAGGACUCUCAUUCUGUUGUGGUAUAUGACUCCAUUUGAGAGGCAGUUGUACUCUCUCACUCUGUCAUGCCACAUUUUAAUAAAUUUGCCAGAGGCUGCUUACCUGCACAUUUGAAAGAUGAUGGUAAUCCUCCGCCGACCUCUCCCUUCUCGCACAUCGUCGUCUUCUCUCACUCUCUAGAAUCGAGUGAAUCGACUCUACAUGACUACAUCCUCUCUGAAAUUGAAGUCGCCCACUCCCUCUACCUCUAAAAUCAACCCCAUGUUCUCCGUCAUCUUCUCCGACUAAAGAUUCCAAGCCUGGUCACAAUCGCACAUUCGCACGAACACAUGGUUUUGUAUUUCUCUUUCUAUCCGAUUGUCAACUAAAUUGUGGAAAUUGCUAAGAAAUUUGGAAUUUAUAAAUUGCUGGAGAUCUGGAGGGGAGUGUUGAGGCUUCUCAAAAGGGUAAAAUUUCCAAUUCCAUUACCUGCUUCAUAAAUUGCUGGAGAUCUG
Cuscuta campestris is the source of this 2020-nucleotide messenger RNA. Lineage: Eukaryota; Viridiplantae; Streptophyta; Magnoliopsida; Solanales; Convolvulaceae. The record is from the annotation of a GenBank genome assembly.